Messenger RNA from Syngnathoides biaculeatus (alligator pipefish), 2000 nucleotides. Its product is annotated as rho-related GTP-binding protein RhoA-D-like. Lineage: Eukaryota; Metazoa; Chordata; Actinopteri; Syngnathiformes; Syngnathidae. The transcript has 5 exons. Gene Ontology annotation, biological process: cell migration; stress fiber assembly; small GTPase-mediated signal transduction. The record is from RefSeq and is a predicted model, not a curated record. Gene Ontology annotation, molecular function: GTP binding; GTPase activity. Gene Ontology annotation, cellular component: cleavage furrow; dendritic spine. The coding region runs from base 127 to 708 and encodes 193 amino acids.
CCGCCCCCUUCGCGUAUUAAUGUGACGUCACGUCGAUUCUUACGCGCAUGCGUCCGAAUGACGGUGGGGAGUCAACAUUGGUCAGGAAGGAAGAGCAGAGAAAGGCGGACAUAGAAACAUCAAGCGAUGGCUGCUAUUAGGAAGAAGUUGGUCAUAGUUGGAGAUGGAGCUUGUGGGAAAACCUGUCUGCUCAUCGUCUUCAGUAAGGACCAGUUCCCGGAGGUCUACGUCCCCACUGUGUUUGAGAACUAUGUGGCAGACAUUGAAGUGGAUGGCAAACAGGUAGAACUAGCACUUUGGGAUACAGCAGGUCAGGAAGACUACGACCGACUGAGGCCGCUCUCCUACCCCGACACUGAUGUUAUUCUCAUGUGUUUCUCCGUAGACAGUCCAGACAGUUUAGAGAACAUCCCAGAAAAGUGGACACCAGAAGUGAAACAUUUCUGCCCAAAUGUUCCCAUCAUUCUUGUGGGUAACAAAAAAGAUCUGCGCAAUGAUGAGCACACCAGACGGGAGCUUGUGAAAAUGAAACAAGAGCCAGUUCGAUGUGAAGAUGGCAAAGAGAUGGCGAACCGCAUCAGUGCCUAUGGCUACCAGGAGUGCUCUGCCAAAACCAAAGAUGGUGUGCGGGAAGUCUUCGAGAUGGCAACUCGAGCAGCGUUACAGGCUAAGAAACGUGACAAGAAGUCCAUCUGUCUUCUUUUGUAGGCUGUGGCACAACCGGAAGUUACCCUCAAGUGCAGAUGCAGCGCUUACAUUGAGAAUUUGAUGUUGGGGAAGGCCCCUCAAAAACUUGUGUGGAUGCUCAAUUUCUGAUCACCCCAUCGUACAUCAGCAAGCUCAGGCAGAUGUAAUUUGAUAGGCAUUGAAACUUUGGUCCCUGGCUUUUUAUUUAAACUUUAACUUGGGCCUAAUCAGAACUUUCUAAAAAUCAGAUGGAAAGACAGGGAGGGCUAGGUUAAAGCUGAUGAAUUUAGGGGUUCACAUGUGCCAUGAUAGGAACAAAGACAAAAGGUCUACCGGGCCAAAGACAAUGUAGACAUCUGACAGAUCAAAAAAGUGUUUAAGUAUACAGUGUCACCUACAAAUAGUGCCUUGAGCAGCAGCAGCAGUUGGAAAAUGUCAGAAUUUCAAUGAGGUGCCAUUCCUCAUUGGUAAUGUCGUGUUUUACCUCUGCAAUUGGCCAACGUUCUGAUUCAGGCGCUAUGCAGGGGGAUGCCUAAACCGGAUUGUAUGACAGACACCCCCCCCCAGCACACACACACACACACACACACACACACACACAAUAUCUUAACUAUACAGUAGUGUAUGAGUGUGCGGCCGUGUGGUGCUUUUGUUUUCUCCAAUUGCAGGUCUGCAUGCAGUGAAUGUGUGUACAUUGUUAUAUUGUUUAUGUACUACAGUCUGUGCAUGGAAAGGCAUUCUGUGAUUCUGUGACACUGAACUAAAUCCCUUAUUUCCAUGCCAAAGUUAAUGCUGAAAGCCAUAUUGUGUGGCUCAGGCCGGUCAAGGACUGAACAGCCUCUCAAGAGUGAUAUUGAAACCUCCACUUUAUUAAAGGCAGUAUGUGUAGAUAGAAGUGCAAUCAGAUUAAUUGCGGUGUGACUUUUAGGACCUUUGUGUGUGCAUGAGCACACUUAAAGUUUAUUUUAAUCAGUGGUUAAAAUCAUGAGUGGUGUAGUUACUACAUUGAAUAUUUCUAAUAAUUGGUUUAUUACAAUAAAUUUCAAGAUGUACUGUAUGUUUCACAAGGCCUUGCGAAGACAUUUUGUUUACUUUUGACUAUCAAAUAUGUUGUCACUGUUAUGACUUUUUAAAUGUAAGAUAUCAUUUUCUUUGUUUUUACUCUUAAUCCCAUUAUGUUUAGGUUGUCCUUUAUUGUAACUUUAGUGUUAAGCUUGGGGUGCAAGGUUUUUGGAAGGUGGUGCAGUAUACCAGAUGUUAAGUGUUUUUUUUUUUUUUUUUGACUGUUUCCUCAAAUAAAAAUCGUAUUAGAA